AUGGGGGUUAGGGUUGGGAUGUCUGAUGAGAGGUUUCAGGUAGUGGUCCACCACGGGGGGACCUUGAUAAAAGACGUUUCGUUUAAGUAUAUAGGUGGGGAGAUAACAUAUUGGGAGGUUGACCCCGACAAAUGGUGUUAUUUUGGAAUAGUAGGUUCACUUAAGCACAUGGGUUACAUGGAAGUAGCAGAGUUAUAUUACAGUGUUCAACAUGUAUUACACAAGUUGUAUGAUGAUAAAGGAGCUAUGAACAUGCUGAAUGUGGCUCGUUAUUUAGAUAAAGUAAACCUGUAUGUUGUACAUGGGGUGGAUAAUCCAGAGAUAGUAGAAAAUGAUGUGAAUGAUGUGAUGUAUUUGUGUGAAGGACCAACAGACAGUGGUGAGGGUAGUGGGGUUGGGGACGAAGAAGUCGAACAACAUAAGGGUACUGAUGAUGGAUUGGAUGUUGAUAAUGAGGGUGGAGCUGAGGUUCAUAGUGAUGGGGUUAAGGCUCCAUUAGUGGUUGAGAAUGAGUGUGAAGGUGGAGAUGAGGUUGAGAAAGAAGAAGUGGCAGUUGGCAAUGAGGACGUUGGUGUUGAGGCUGCAUUAGAGGUUGAGAAUGAGGGUGGAGCUGAGGUUGAGAAUGAGGGUGGAGCUGAUGUUCAGAAUGAGGCUGCAUUAGAGGUUCAGAAUGAUGAAGAAGAAGAAGAAGUUGAGAUUGAUAAAGAAGCAGCGCAUAGUGAUGAAGAAGAAGUAGUUGAGACUGAUGAAGAAGUGGAAGUUGAAAGUGAGGAUGAACCAGGAAUAGAGGAUUUAAGUGGUGAUGAGUACGUGGAAGAAGGCAGUGAUGCUGAAGCACAACUAAUUGGAAGGGGUUUGUCAGAUGGAGAAUGA
Molecule: messenger RNA, 873 nt
Organism: Vigna radiata var. radiata (mung bean)
Lineage: Eukaryota; Viridiplantae; Streptophyta; Magnoliopsida; Fabales; Fabaceae
Product: acidic leucine-rich nuclear phosphoprotein 32-related protein 1-like
Exons: 3
Coding region: 1-873 (290 amino acids)
Source: RefSeq, a predicted model, not a curated record